AUUAUACUUGGACCAUCUGUGUUAAGCCGGAAGAAGAGAUUUCGUGAAUAUAUGUUCCCUGAAGAUUCAGAUUUUGUGCUGAAAAAUAUUGGAGUAAUAGGGUUCAUGUACUUCCUCUUCUUGAGUGGAGUGAAAAUGGAUCUUUCUGUGAUAAAGAGAGUAGGAAAAAAACAUUGGUAUAUUGCUCUGUCUGGGGUGCUUGUACCACUUUGUACUACUGGAAUUACAGCAAUUAUACUAAGAAAAUCUCAGGAGAAAGAACUUGCAACGGCUCUUUCAGUUUUGGGAGUUUCAUCGGCUUUGUCUAUCACAGCAUUUCCUGUUCUUUAUCCUAUAGUGAGAGAGCUCAAUCUUCUUAGUUCUGAUAUCGGACGAAUGGCUUUAUCAACAGCAGUAAUUAGUGAUAUUAUAGGAAUUCAAGGGAUAAUUAUGUUUGAGGCAUGUAAACAAGGAGAAGAGAGGACUACAACUGCUUUGUGGUACUUGAUUUCGUUAAUAGUUGUUAUGGUAUCGAUUAUUGGUGGUGUUCGACAGGCCAUGCUAUGGAUUGUAAGAACGACACCUGAAGGAAAGCCGGUUGAUCAAAUUUAUGUGAUUGGCAUAUUACUGGGCGUUCUGGUUGCCGGUUUUGUUGCUGAUAUGGGUGGUUUAGCCAUGGCAAACGGGCCACUGUGGCUUGGUUUGGCCGUUCCAGAUGGCCCUCCUUUGGGAGCCACUCUAGUGCAGAAGAGUGAAACUAUUAUAAUGGACCUACUUAUGCCAUUUUCUUUUAUUUUUGUGGGAAUGACCACAGAUGUGUACAGUAUAAUUACCCAAUGGUCACAUCUGCAACCUCUGUUUUACAUGGCUUUAGUCGCAUAUAUGGCUAAAACGGUUUCGACUCUUAUUGCUUCUCGUUUCUUUGACAUGUCGAUUACAGAUAGUUUCACCCUUAGCCUCAUAAUGAGUUUAAGAGGGGAAGUGGAGCUUCUAUUGUUCAUCCACUGGAUGGAUUUUAAGAUGAUUGCUAAGCCACAUUUCUCAAUGUUGGUAAUAUUGACAGUUACUGUGACUUCUAUAGUUACACCACUUAUAAGUGUACUCUAUGAUCCCACAAGACCUUAUAUGGUUAACAAGAGAAGAACUAUUCAGCAUACCCCUCCCAAUACAGAACUCCAUAUUGUAGCUUGCAUAGAUGGUGAAGAAAGUUUGGCUGGAGUUUUUAACUUACUUGAAGUCUCCAAUCCAACCAUUAACAGUCCUUUCAAGGUUUAUGCGUUACGCCUCAUGGAGCUUGAGGGUCGUGCUGCCCCAGUGUUCAUAGAUCACGAGAAUCAAGAAAAUGGUUCUGAUGCUGACUUCAAUUCGGUUUAUAAUGCUUUGAAAAUUUUUGAGGAGGCCAGUGGUAAAUACAUAAAGAUACAUUCAUUUACUACAAUAACCUCCAAGAGAAGCGUGUACCAAGAUAUUUGUGAGCUAGCACUUGUUAAAAAAGCUUCUCUAAUAAUCCUGCCACUAUACAAGAAACAUUUGAACAACUUCAAUGGAACAGAAUUGCUGGCACAAGGAAAUAUAUCUGUGAAUGCAAACAUUUUGAAACACGCACCUUGCUCAGUUGGAAUUCUAGUGAAUAAAGGAAGUUGUUACAAAAAACAUCUUGUGAACAGUUCCGCUAGGCUUUCAGCUCACCAUUUUGCUGUUCUUUUCUUGGGUGGAUCGGAUGCUAGAGAGGCACUAGCUUAUGCAGAUCGAGUGGCUGCUAAUCCAGAUGUAUCGUUAACUGUCACUAGAUUUCUUACACAUAACAACGAGGGAGAAAACAAGAUGGAGAAGAAACUUGAUGAUGGUCUGGUGACAUGGUUUUGGGUGAAGAAUGAACGAAACAAUCAGGUUGUUUAUCAAGAAGUCGUGGUGAAGAAUGGGUUAGAAACCAUUGCUGCAAUUCAGGCGAUGAAUACUGUAUACUAUGAUCUUUGGAUUGUUGGAAGGAAGCAUGGGAUAAAUCCUGCUCUUUUACGAGGAUUAUCGUAUUGGGGUGAAAACAAUGAGCUUGGAAUUAUAGGAGAUUUUGUUGCCUCUGCGGAUUUCGGCAGCCCAGGUUCUGUUUUAGUAGUGCAACAGCAAAUUCUAAGAGACCAAGAGAGUGCUUCAGGUAGUUUCUGAAAAGAUUUUCUUUCCGUACAUAAUGGCAGCAGAUUGUAUAUAUGUUCAUCAAUAGAAAAGAAUCAACUUAUUCGUUAGACAUAAUUUGUACAUUUUGGCAAUGCACAGUAUACGACUUCUUGUCAGAGA
Olea europaea var. sylvestris is the source of this 2271-nucleotide messenger RNA. RefSeq names its product cation/H(+) antiporter 24-like. The transcript has 2 exons. The record is from RefSeq and is a predicted model, not a curated record. Gene Ontology annotation, molecular function: antiporter activity. Gene Ontology annotation, cellular component: membrane; endomembrane system. The coding region runs from base 52 to 2142 and encodes 696 amino acids. Gene Ontology annotation, biological process: proton transmembrane transport; regulation of pH. NCBI's taxonomy places the organism in Eukaryota, Viridiplantae, Streptophyta, Magnoliopsida, Lamiales, Oleaceae.